CUUGGCUCCCGUCGCUGGUCUGCGGCGAUUUGGGACAUCCAUCGAGAAGACCGCACCUCCGAGAUUCCUAGAGAGGCCGGCCUGGAGACUGGAGAAGCCGGAAGCCCGGCUCUAGGCACUUCCUGUCCGGUUAUUGUUCUCGCGCCGGAGGCGCGGGGCGUCGGAUCCUGCUGGCCUUUUGCCGUAGUGCUCGUGGGCUCCUGGCGGGCGUCUUCGAGACACGUAGACAGUCUUCAUUUUGGCCCUGGGAAGAAACCUAAGAAGAAGCUUUUGAAACUUAAAAAUUAGAUGGGACUUGAUCUCUGCUGGGCAGCCCCCAGCUAUAAUAAUUCCCCUCCUGAGCAUAGAAGAUGACUGCACAACUGAGAGAGGCCAUGGAUUUAACUGCCUGGGGCUCAGUGACCGUGAAAAAGGAGGAGGAAGAGGAAGAAAACUUCCUGGGUCAGGCAUCCAGUCAGCAAGUGCACUCUGAGAACAUCAAAGUCUGGGCUCCUGGGGAAGGUCCUCAGACAGGCCUUGAUAUAUCAGAACAGGAGGAAAAGGGUCCAAACAUGUUCUGGGACAUGGCUGUCAUCCUGAAAGCAACACAGGAGGCACCUACUGGCUCAACCAUUGGCAGCUACUCAUUACCGGGGACUUUGGCCAAGAACGAGAUACUGGAUACUCAUGGGAUCAUGACCUCUCUCGGUGCUGAAACCAAGAACCCACAGUUACUGGUUCCAAAAACUGAGAUAUGUGAUGAAGCAGAAAAACCCUUCAUAAUAUCAGGAAGAAUCCAGAAAGUUAAUCCUCAAGGACCUGAGUUAGGAGAAGCCUGUGAAAAAGGGAACAUGAUAAAGAGGCAAAGAAUUAAGAGGGAAAAGAAAGGUUUCAGACAUAUGGCAGUGAAGGACUGUCAUGUACCUGAAAGCUUCAAAGUAGAGGAAGAUCAGAAAUGUCAGCAGUCUGGGGAAAGAUAUAGCCUUAGUUCUAGCUCUGUUAAAAAUCAGAAAAGCCAGCCUGGACAGAAACCUUUCACAUGUAGUGUGUGUGGAAAAGGCUUUAGUCAGAGUGCAAACCUUGUAGUGCAUCAGCGAAUCCACACUGGGGAGAAACCCUUCGAAUGUCAUGAGUGUGGAAAGGCCUUCAUUCAGAGUGCAAACCUUGUCGUACAUCAGCGAAUCCACACUGGACAGAAACCAUAUGUAUGUUCAAAAUGUGGGAAAGCCUUCACUCAGAGUUCAAAUCUGACUGUACAUCAAAAAAUCCACUCCUUAGAAAAAACCUUUAAGUGCAGUGAAUGUGAGAAAGCCUUCAGUUAUAGCUCACAACUUGCUCGGCACCAGAAAGUCCACAUUACAGAAAAAUGCUAUGAAUGUAAUGAGUGUGGGAAAACAUUUACUCGGAGCUCAAACCUCAUUGUCCACCAGAGGAUCCACACUGGGGAGAAGCCCUUUGCCUGUAAUGAUUGUGGCAAAGCCUUUACCCAGAGUGCAAAUCUUAUUGUACAUCAACGAAGCCAUACUGGUGAGAAGCCAUAUGAGUGUAAAGAGUGUGGAAAAGCCUUUAGUUGUUUUUCACACCUUAUUGUGCACCAGAGAAUUCACACUGCAGAGAAACCUUAUGAUUGCAGUGAGUGUGGAAAAGCCUUCAGUCAGCUAUCUUGCCUUAUUGUGCAUCAGAGGAUUCACAGUGGAGAUCUUCCUUAUGUGUGUAAUGAGUGUGGGAAGGCCUUCACAUGUAGCUCGUACCUGCUUAUUCAUCAGAGAAUUCAUAAUGGGGAAAAACCUUACACAUGCAAUGAGUGUGGCAAGGCCUUCCGGCAAAGGUCGAGCCUCACUGUGCACCAGAGAACCCACACUGGGGAGAAGCCCUAUGAGUGUGCCAAGUGUGGCGCGGCUUUCAUUUCUAACUCACACCUCAUGCGACACCACAGAACCCAUCUUGUUGAGUAACAGGUACUGGUUACUCCAGGCAUUGAUCGUAAUCCACUAACCCCUAAUUGGAUAUGUCUUUGCUGUUUUGUUCCUCUGUAAAAAUGAGGCUGUCAUGUUCUUAAAAGUAACAGUUUUCAGGAGUAUAUCACAGAACAUAAGCAUUUUGGAGACUGACUUAAAGUGAAAGCUAAGCACUUAAAGGCAGGGACUGUGUUUUUUUGAGGUGUGCCCUCAGUGGUCCUCCUGUUUGAAAUGGAAUGUGGCUUUUUUAGAAAUUGGUUAUAUAAAGCUAAGUGAUAAAGAUCCUAUUUGAGGAAAGGUGUUUUUGAUUUUUUAAACCCAAUUUCUUGAGCAACAGGCAGGUUUUUGGUAUAGGUCUGCUUGGAAUUCUGGAGCUUUGAUCCUUGUAUUCUAGUAUUUUGGGUUAAGAAAUGAUGACUAGUUAAGGAAGCCACUUGGGGUAGCAAAUCAACACUCACCUUUGAACUUUUUUAUAAGCUUUCCAUUCCUUAGGCAAUCUUCUCCUAAAAUGGAUAGAAGUAGGAAAUAGCUGUUUCCCCUGUUGUCUAUACCUCAUGAACCUUGGUAUGGUAAAGCUCUGGGAGGGUCUGACAAACCUCUUCCAUUCUGCAGUCUGAGUGGCCAAGCACUUGAGGAUUGAUGGUGACAAAACACUGGGGCCAGGGUGUAUUCAUUUGCUGACAACUCUUCAUGUGACCCUAACUUCAUUGCAUUCCAUCAGAGUGAGAUGCUUCUAACAGCCCCUUCACAGAGGGGUCAAAGAAUAAAGCUUGCUGAAAGGCCUGUUCACAUUAUCUAUGCUUAUUCUGCUCAGGCCCAGCCAGGGGGGGUUCACUUUGGGUGUCAUUCUCACUUUUUGGCUGGUCUUUAGAAGAAAUAAUGGAGUCCUAAUUUUGAGAGGACCAAAGAAGAAAGUAAAGGGAGGAGGGGAGGUAGAGUGGGACUCCUAAAGUCUUAAUUUUUUUUUUUUUUGAGAAGUUCAACAGUAUUGGAAUGUGAAAACUUAGAAGGAUGAAGAAACUGGCUAAGGUAAGAUAACCUUUGUUACUAUUGAGCCUUUAUUCCUGGAAAAAUAAUUUAUAAAACUAUGCAAUAGGUAGAGUUAUGUAAUAUUGCCUUGUAUUUAUAUAGAACUUAAUUCCUUGUUUAUACACCUUCAAGUAUAGAAUCAAUCCUCAGCACUUCCCUUAAACUUUCACACAGAUCCUUACCUUAAUCCAUAGAACACUGAAAGAGGUGUUUUCCCCAUCUAGCUGAGAGUGAUCAGACAACAAAGAGCAGCCUACAUUCAAAUCCAGGAUUUAAACUAGGUUCUCUGUUCUGCAAUGCUGUGUCUAACCACCUGCAAUCCAGGUCUUCCACAGAGCCUGAGAAAGGGGUGAGGAAGCUGAGAUUUUAGGACGUGCCUUAGGUAGUGUGACCCACAGUAAGCAUCAAAUCAGACUAGGAUUGGAGUCUCCUGGUUGUGGGUCUGUCUCUUCAUCCCAUUCAGCAAGCAAGAACAUAUUGUAAAUGCCCUACCUGCUGACAAGCAAUCUGGUACAACUCGUAGAAGUCCCAUCAUUGGGACUUAACUGGCUCAUUUGUUUUGUAUUUAAGCUCAGGAAGAGGUGUUUGGACACUUUCAUGUAUAGAAGGCGUAAACAAAGCUUGUUUAUUUCCUCUUUCUCUUCCCCUUCAACUAUGGUCUUAAAUCCAAGCAUAUGCACCUUCUUUUCCCAGUUUGCACUCUGAAUCAUACAUAACUAUAAGAAAUUAAUAGGAUUCAAAAGUCAGAAUCAGAAAUGCUCAUGUCCUCUGUGACUGUUCCUGUCCCCCAGAUGAGAAUGGAGAAACCCAAAGAUAACACCAAGUGUUUGCUAAGAUUGGGAACAAGCCUAGGUAUUUACCCCUGCAGGAUCAGGAAGCCCAGUAGAAGAGCAGGUUUGAAGAUUUGGAGUAAAUCUGACCUGGACCUAUCAAGAGACCAAAAGUGUACUUUCCUUGAAAGAUACAAGCCAGGACUUAGGAUCCUUAGGACAGUUAAAUUCUUCUGGUUUCACACUAUGUUCAUCCUAAUUUAAUGCUUUUCGUGGAUGAUUGAGAUUUCCUGGCUAAAGAUUGCUGGUCAUAGGCAACUCAGAAAAGGCUGUGCAGGUGAUUAUGAUGUAAAGCUAGAUUUGAAAAUCACCCAACCUUGCAGUGAAACAGUGAUUUUCACUUGGCUGCAUGUUAGAACAACCUAGUGUACUUAAAUUUUUUUUCCAUUCCCAGGGCCAACUUUUUUUUUUUUUUCCAAUUCUGGAGGGAAACCCUUUGGGGUCACAUUGUGUGACCAAGGUAAUGGCCACUGCAGUCAAGUAAAGUCUGUAGGCCACGAAUGCAUGUGAUCAAAGGUGGAGUAGGAAAGCCCGAGUAAAAUCUGGAUGUGCAGAGUACUCUGUGUGGUUUCGGCAAAACAGGAUACUAACAACAUUGGCUGCACUGGAUGUCCUAUACCUUGGUUGUAAGGAUUCUGUGCCCUAAUUUAUUUGUAUUUUAAGUGAAUAUACCAAACACUUUAUAUAUAUGAGCAAACCAAGUUUUACACAGCAUACUUUUAUAUUCCUCAUUCAACAAAAUGACUUUUUACACUUCUACUGUAUUUCAUCUCCAGGUCUUGGUUUCCACAAAUCUGCACCCAGGUUCAAGACUUCUCCAAUGCUGCAUAAAUUAUGUGAGCCUAGUGGAUUACCAAACAGACCAGAUCCUUAACUAACAACUCUUAUUUCCAGUUAAUUUCCAGACUUUAAAAUAAGUUACUGCUCUCCUUUUUCUGUAUGGUUUCUGAUAGAUGAGAAGUGACUACUACUUGGCACAGUUGGCUUAAGUUUUCAUUUUCCCAAAAGUCAACCCCUUUCUCUCUUGGCUUUUAUUUCUAGAAGCAGAUCAGAACUCUGAAGCCCUGAUUCUUAAGUUGCCAAGAGCUAUCAGAGUUCUAGCUAUCAAAAAUCCAGGCCAACUGAUGAGUACUAAGAAGACAGCCAAGAAGUCAUGGCAACAGUUGUGUAUUAAGGAGAACAUAGUGAUAUGGAAGUGAUGAUAAAGUCUUGUACUUUGGGGGGCACAGGGGAGGAGAGACUCAUUCACACACACACACAACACACACACACACCCCUACACUUACAUGCCUCAGACCCAUGGAUCUCCAAGCUCAGGAAGAGGUGUUUGGACAAAGCUAAUCUUUAUGUUCUGGGUCCCUCCCUCGCCUAGAUAGUUAUCCUUUCAUAUCUGUCACUUUGCUUGCUCUUCCAUCCAGUGUGCUCAAUCUUUCUGGGGUCAUAGUCCCUUUGAGGAUCUAAUGGAGGUUGUAGAUACUCUUCCUGAGACCUGCAGAUAGCACAUUCAGUUUUUCGCUCAUUUGUGGUGGUUUAUAGUCUCCCUAAGGCCAGUUCUUGAAUCCGCUAGGGCCUAAAUGUCUAGUGACAUUAAGAAAUGAGGUCAGAAUCUCUAGAUGUUGCCCAAAUACAAUCUCAAUCUUGCUUUUCCUGGAUUCCCUCCUUAAGCAAAUAGCGUUAUUCAGCACCCAAACUGGAAAUCCAAGAGGUUAUUUCUGGCUUUCUCUGUGUCCUUCUUUCAACAGUUCUUUUCACUCUUUGUGGCAAACAUGGUGCUAGUUCCUGGAGUACAAAGGCAAACAAGGCCUACCAAAUCCUGGUGUCUCAGGAAAACUGUUUGAACCCCUUAACAUGAUUUACUAAGCUCUUCAUAGUCUCUUUCCAAGCUAAUCUCUUCACUUUGCAUGUAUUUUUACUGCAGCCUAGAGGCAUGUGCUGGCUUUUCUCUGUGCCUUUGCUCACACUGUCCCUGAUGCUUAUUACCACCACUUCCUACUUGGCCUCUGUCUACUUUGCUGAACUUUAGAUUUCUUUUAAGAUUUGAUUCCAGUCUCAUCUUUGGGAACCCUCUGACUAAUCCUUAGCAAGUAUGUGUAUACACACACACACACACACACACAGAUAGAUAGAUAUAUACUUAGAAGUAUGGAAGAGCAUGUGGUAUGUAUCCACUUUAUGCUUUAAAGUGAAAAAAAAAUUUGGAUUCAUAAUUGUGUAUAUAGUACAGUUCUCAUAUAAUGUUUCAUAUACUAUGUACUGUUAAAAAGUAAUAGAUAAAUUACCUGAAGGAAAUAAAAAAAUGUUAUAAGUGGUUAAGUGACAUGUUCACAGCCAUACAGAAUUGCAGAGCUUAGACUCAAACUUGGUCCUGUAGAUUAUAGAAUUAUGGGUGAUUAAAAGUCAUUUUUUUCUUUUUAAGUAAUAUUUUCUAUAAGGAACAAGAACUUUAUAAUCAAGAAAAAAUUAUUAUAUUUACGUAUUUAGUUCUAUUGUAUUAACUCUAAACAGUAUUUUAAUUCUGUGUUUUAAGAUGUGGAAUAUACCCUGCCAUUUCUUUCUCCUUCCCCUUCCACCUCUCUGCCUCUGACAAUGUCAAGUCUGAUUCUUGAACUCUAUUCUGUAACCACAGAUAGUCUUUUAUGCUUUGUUUAUUGAUUUGCUCUAAAUGUUGAAAAUAAACAGCAUGAAUGUAAUGUAAAUGUUUACUGCAGAUUAAGUAGCUUACUAUGAUUUAUAUAUAUUAUUUUACUGGAGUUUUUAGUUGCCUUUCUUUUCCCCUUAUACUGGUUGCUUUUAGCACACUCUGAGUGAUUUUCAGAUUCUUCAUCUAAUUAGAUACUCUAUUGAGUCCCCUUUUUUCUCUUUAAGAGACCUCUAGUUUCUAGCUUCCCAUGCUAGUCUGCCCUUGAUGUUUUCCUGCCCCUUGUUUUGUUGUUAAAUGGGGCUUUGGUGUGUAUUGAAUUGUACAUGUUGCUCUUAUUUAUUAACUCAUUUCACUGCAGCACAACUUCCAAGUCACUGCCAAGAAAGAGUAUAUGGAAAACAAAAAUAUUGAGUGCUUAUAUAUCAAAAAAACAUCUUUCUCUGUCCUCCAGCUUGAUUGUUACUCUGGCUCUGAAAUUCUACAUUGAAAAAUUAAUCCAGAAUUUGUAGAUGCCUGGUUCCAGUCUGAUUCUUAUUUGACAAUCAAUAAAUACUGUUUGCAUUACUGAGAUCUUUUCCCCCACCCAGCCCCCAUCCCUGAAAGCUUUUAUAAAGUCUCCUCUUUAUUCUUGUGCACUUAAUUCUCCAGUGUACUCAGUGGAAUUUUUCAAUCUAGUGACUCAGGUUACUUCUAUUCUUGGAAAUGUUCUUGUAUUAUGUGAUAAUCUCCCCACCCCUUUUUCUCUUUUUAGUCUUUCUGGAAUCUUUAUCUGUCAUAUGUUGGACCUGUGGAUUGAUCCUCAGCUACUUUCUGUGUUAUUACCAUGUCCUUGUUUUGUGCUAUUUUCUGAGAGACUUUUGUUAUUUUUUAACCUGCUUAGCAAAUUUCUUAUUUUGCCAAUAUUAAUUUCUAAAAAGCUUUUCCUUUUCUGUUUGUUCCCUUUUUGUAGCAUACUAUUCUCAUUUUAGAGACACCUCUCAAUUCUGAGUGUUGUAAUUAGAAGAGUUUUCUUAAAGGUUUCUCUGUCAGCAGAUAUCUCACCCCUUCGUGUCCUUCCCCUGGGUCCUUUUUUCUCUUUGUUUACUCUCAUUAGAGACUUUCCUCAAAUAUGUUGUGAUUCUUACUGACAUAAACAAAUCUGUAUGUGUGUAUCAAAAGUCCAUUUGAGACCUCUGUGUGUGGGAGUGGGGUUUGCUCAGUUAAGAGGCUUUCUUCUAGAAUACUCGGAAGGAAACAAACUCUUCCCUGGAAAUCUUUCAGCUCUAGAAUGCUAUCUUUUGUCUGGGGCUUAUAUGCUUUGUUAGCAGGAACACCUCUGAUAUUUUGUCUGGGGUUUAGAUACCAUAAGUGCUUCUGUAGGAGUGGGAGAGAGGAAAGUCAAGUGUUAUUAAAGGCUUUUGGUUAAUGCCCUUAUUUUUAUCCUCACUUCUCCCUUCUACCCUUAAUGUACCUGGGGUUUCCAAGUCCCAAGUUGCUUUGGGAUUUGGCAGGGUAUGUCAGCUACCUCCUUGCAUUGUAUUGCCCUCAGCAAGUGUUCCAAGUUCUUACUCCCUCCAUGCAGCCUUCUCCAUUUUCCAUCUUACAGAGAUUUGUUCCCCUUAUCACAUCAUUAUUUAUAUAUUUUAAGCCAUUAUAAUUCAUUAUCAUCUUACAGGAAGAUAAAACAUUUUUUAAAAGACUGUUGAUAUGCUUUUAUAUUGCACUACCACUUAACUAUCCUAAAAAUGAGUAUUUUGGCAGUGAUUUAUAUACUUGUCAGUGUUACAGUUUUACCAAAAAAAAAAAAAAAAAAUCCAAGGGAAUAAUUAAAUUAUAAUAUGAUGGAAUAUUAUGCAACCACUAAAGAGCAUAAUUUAAAGGAUAUUUAGUGAUAUAAAAUGUUCCCGGUAUUAAAUGGAAAAUGCUAAGUACAAAAUUAAAUGGUAGGUACAGAUAGCUCAAUUUUCUUAAAUAUACGUGCAUAGAAAAGAUGAAAAAAAUAAGUACAUAGGGUGGUUAAUGGUUAAAUAUCACUGCUUUGUCUAUAUUUUCUACAAUACACCUCAGUUACCUUUAUGACCAGGAAGGGAAAAGCUAAUAAAAACACAAGAUGAUGGCUCAUAUGGAGUGAUGAGACAAUUUUGGGGGGUGUGGUAGUAGGGAGCAGCAGAGUAAGGGACUGGGGAAUAAAGAAACCAGUUACCAAGGACAAUGGUGGAUGGAAUUCGUUCGGGGAAUAUAUGUAACCUUAGUGAUUGUGAUGUAUACCUGGGGCUCGGCUGGUGAGGGGAGAAAGAAAUCUUGGAGACCAUACAGAUAGCUUUUGUCAGACUACAAGGGAGAUUCUGACUCAGUGGCCGGGGCAAGAAGAGAAUGGACAGAUGGAGCGAGCAGGCCUUAGGGGCAUGAAAGAUUAAGCCUCAAAUCCCCAAGCCAGAAAUCAGCUCCACAACCUGGUGAAACAUGACUUGUGACAAAUGGGUCCUGCCCAGGCCUAAGAAGCCCUGGUUUCCUUGUACUGCUCUGGGUCUGACCUGUGUUCACAGUAGUCAGUACUUCUGAGGUGUUGGGUGGGGAUUUGGGAGAUGCAACUCAAGUCCUAGCACACUAGUAGCAAGGUUGUAACAACCCCAUUUGUUAAGGGGUUCCUGUGUGGGAGACUUAAUGCCAAAUGUUCUUUAUUUCAUUUAGUCCUCACCUGAGGAAGAAAGUUCCUUUAUAAUCCCCAUUUUCAAGGAAUAUCUUCACAGGAUUAGAAUAACUCAGGCCAAAGUUUGUGCCCCUUCCUCCCAAGCUACUUUCUCCAUGUCCCUCCAGAGACCUUUCGCCUCAAAAGUUACAGAAGCAAACAAUGAAGAAUAAGUCUUCCUCCUAGCUCAGGGUACCCUGGUUGGGAGUACCCUGGAAAUAAGUGUUGCAAAUUUCUUGAUCCUUCCAAGGAGAGUGUAUGUAUUUACAGUCUUCUGUAUCCCCCUUUAAAACACACACUCAGAAACAGGACCUUAGGAUAUGCAAUGUCUACACUUUUUUUUUUUUCCAUUUAGUGUGUCUUGGAGAUGGUUCUAUAUUAGCCUAUAAGAUCUACCUCAUUUUUUUUUCUUUGCCAUGUGAUAUUGAAUUCUAUGGAUGUACCAUUAUUCAUGUAGCAGUAUCCUGUUGGUGGGCAUGUAGUUUCUUUUCUGUCUUUUGUUUUACAAACAGUGCCAUGCUAAAUCACCUGGUAUACCAUCAUGUUGUGUGCAACUUUGCAGUAUAAAUUGAUAAAGGGUAGGUACAUUUGAUUUUUGAUAGAAAUUGCAAAUGCAGUUCACAGUAUUUGUAUGAAAAUGCCCAUUUCCAUGAGUCUUCUAUAAAACUAUUAUUUUCUGGUCUGA
Molecule: messenger RNA, 9790 nt
Organism: Canis lupus familiaris (dog)
Lineage: Eukaryota; Metazoa; Chordata; Mammalia; Carnivora; Canidae
Gene: ZNF35
Product: zinc finger protein 35
Exons: 4
Coding region: 351-1934 (527 amino acids)
Biological process (GO): regulation of transcription by RNA polymerase II
Cellular component (GO): nucleus
Molecular function (GO): DNA-binding transcription activator activity, RNA polymerase II-specific; RNA polymerase II cis-regulatory region sequence-specific DNA binding
Source: RefSeq, a predicted model, not a curated record